UUUAUUGUUGUAGUGAGAUGGAAGAUUUCCGAGGAAUAGCUGAAGAGUCAUUUCCAAGCUUUUUAACCAAUUCGUUAUUUGGUAAUAGUGAGAUUUUGGAAAAUGUCACUCUUCCUUCAAAUCUUGGCUUGCCUGUUGCUGUUUCAACACUUGCUAGGAACAGAUCCAGUGCUGAUAACAGGUAUUCUGAUAUCCAGGCAUCUUAUUUAGUAGAAGGGAAGUUUUCAGUUCCAUCUGAAUCAUCUCCCAGCAGCCAGAGUGAAGGUGACCCAAGAGAGAAGUUACAACUUAGCUUCCAGGAUGAUGAUUCUGUCUCUAAGAAAAAGAACCAUAUAGAAAGUCAACAUUUGUCAGAUGCUGUUCUUGAAGAGUCUGCUUUGCAAAGUGAUAUAGCAAGAACAGAAGAGGAGCAGGCUAAAACUGCAAAACGCUUUCAGAGCCAAGAUCCUUUUGCUAAGAUUUCACCACUGGAACAAGUGCAAGACUCACCUGUUGAUUUUUGUUUACAACCAUGGAUGAAUAAUAAGGAUAACAAGAUUGUUGUUCCUCAUGCUGGGAAACAUUUUGAAGAGAAGAAUCUGCCCAGUGACUUAAGCCACACUAGUUUAUUAGAAAAUGAGAAACUUACAUCACUGACGAGCUUGGAGGAUUCUUCCGAUGAUGAUAUUGAUGAUGAAGAGUUUUAUGAUGAACAUUUGGAGGCUUACUUUGAACAACUGGCUAUUCCAGGAAUGAUAUAUGAAGACCUAGAACAGGAACAUCCAGAAAAAGAUUUUAAAUUACCAACAAGUGAUCCAUGUCAGGCAAAUGAAAAUGGUAGCUAUAAAUCUCAAUCAGCAGGUAACAGCUCUCUGAUUUCCCAUGGCUCACACUCUUCAGGAAAUUCUGAAACAACCCACAGAGAGUCUGAAAUAGGCCACGUUGUUUGUCUGCCUGGGACCAGUAAUUUUAUAGAUAAUGGAGAUAGUAGAAGGCAUGUAGAUGGUGUAUUAUCAUUUUCUUCUAGUACUCAGAGAACUGAACAGGAGCAAGAAAGGGCAGACAGUUUGAAGGGUAUUGUCCCACAUCGCGGCAGAGAAAGCGAAAGAGAAGAAAUUCCUGUGAAGACUAUCCAGGCUACUAAUGUGAAACUUAACCCUGUUUAUUUUCACGACACAUAUGCCAGUAAAGGUGAUUUUGAUUUAAUGGGCCCUUUGAAGCUGGAGGCCAGUUCUCUUCAUCAAAAUAAGCAUUUGGGAUCUGAUUCAGAAACAGUUUUGCCUGUGGAUAAAUGUUUAGACACUGAAACUCCUGAAGUGUCCGUUCAAAAAUUUGUGGAUGUAGCAUCUUUGAAGUCUAUUAAUGACAAUGAAAUUAAUUACACUGAUAGUCUUCGGUCACCAACUAGUGAAAGGCGAACAUGUGAAUAUCACAAGUCUGUUGAAAAGAGCAAAGAGCAAACAGAUCUACCACAAAAUGUUGUCUAUCAGAACGAAGAGGGCAGAUGGGUCACUGACCUUGCAUAUUAUACAUCUUUUAAUAAAGAACAAAUUUUAAAUAUGUCUCUAACUGACGAGAUGAAUGAAGACUUCAGAUCUGGUUCUGAAGCCCUGGAUUUGAUUGAUCAAGAUGAAGAAGAAUUUAAUAAAGAGCAUCAAUUUAUGCAGGAAGAAAAUAUAGAUGCCCAGAACACUUCAGCUGCACUAGGGGAUACAUCUUGGGGAACUUCAAUUAAUUAUAAUUUGUUGAGGAAAUCACUUAGCACAUCAGAUUUGGACAAAGAUGAUGCCAGUUAUUUACGCCUAUCUUUAGGAGAGUUCUUUGCUCAAAGAUCUGAAGCUCUUGGUUGCCUUGGUGGUGGUUACAAUGUGAAAAGACCAUCAUUUGGUUAUUUUAUUAGAUCACCAGAGAAGAGAGAACCUGUUGCUCUCAUAAGAAAAUCUGAUGUAUCAAGAAGUAAUUUGGAAAAAGAAAUGGCUCAUCUUAAGCAUGAUAUAUUUUCAGGAGACUUAAAAGCACAGCUAAGUGAAGGAUCAGUUACACUUCAGGCUGAAGAACUGGAGAGUAUUUCACAAGUGGAUGAAAGUGAUGUGACAUUAACUGCCACUAACAGCAAAACAGAGGACAGUUUCUUCAUGAGUAGCCAACCCCAAAGAUACAAAAGCAAGCCGCCUACUGGCAGUGAUUCUGUCCUUAGGAUAAGCACCAUCGCUUCAGCCAUUGCAGAUGCGUCAGUAAGUACCGAUCCUGCCCAGCUUGCUGCCAUGAUCAAGGCACUUUCAAAUAAAACCAGAGAGAAGACUUUUCAGGAAGAUAAUAAACAAAAGGACUGUUCCAUGCUGCCUCAUUUCUUACCUAAUGAUACAGAAAAAAGUAAUGGAUCCAGCAUGUUUGAUAUGGAGAAAUACCUUAAAAAAACAGAACUCAGUAGAUAUGAAAGUGGACUAGAAAACCUUUCAAGAGCUGGUACAUCUGGUCUGUGGGAUUUAUCUUUGCCAAAAGAACGGACUACACAAGACAUCCAUACAGUGGACUUAGGUGCCACUAAUGUAAGUAUAAGGGAACCAGAAGAAAAUAAAGCAUUUUCUGUUUAUGGUGAAAACAGAGAGAGCAAGAAUCAAGAAUCAUUGAGAACAAAUUGUCCAAAUUCAAUUCUUACAAAUAGAAAAGAGAGUGAAAGUACCAUAGUUGAUGUGAAGACAUAUCCUAUGGACAACAAAUUAUCAGAUACUGGUAACUGUGAAACAGCCACCUCAGUAUCCACUCCAACAUCUAAUAGGUAUUCAUUAGUAAGGAACCACAGGAUAGCAUCCGUUUGGCUGUCAGGAGACUGUGAAGAAAUACCAAACAGAGAAAAUCAGAGGCAAAAUGAGUGUGUUAGUGAAGCAAGCAGUGGUGAAAAACAUGUGACUUUUGGAAAACAUUCCAUAAUUACACCUAAAAAUGUUGAUUUGAAAAAUCACUCUCCUGAGCAUGGUGGACAUAGCUCAGAGGAUGACCAGGAUAGCUUCAGACCUUCCUCUUCUCCACUGAGUCAUUCUUCUCCUAGUGAAAUUUCUGGAACAAGUUUAUCAGGGUGUGUUUUAGAGUCUUUUGAUUCAGCAGCUCAUCCAAAACCCCCCUCUGAGGGUGAGUCAUCUCAGAUGGUGUGUCCACAAGCGAGUGUGAGUAGGCUGACUUAUGUGUCUGAACAGGACAGCUCCUGUCCCACUGCGGCCUCAGAUCCUGGCCUUGAGGGCUACAAGAGUGAUGUCACCAGUAAAUUGAGCGCCACGAUUAUUCAAGCCAGUCUAAUUCCAUCAGAGGAGCAGGCUAUGGAAAAGCUGAGAGAAAAAGGUCCAUGUCAAAGUAGAAGUAAAGUAGCACCAUCGUAUAAUCAGAAAAACUCAGAUACAGACAAUGUGACUGAAACAACUUCUCUGAGUAGCAAACCUGAAGAUGUAAAACCUUACUCUAGGCUGAAUAAAGAUCUUUCCUCCAGGAGUGGAGACCUAUCAGAAACCGGUACAGUAGGGUUGACCUCUAACCCCAGUGAACUGGACCAGAUCAGCCUGGCUCUACAGAGCAAGUCAGGUUUCACCCACCCAAUUGUGUCAGCGAUGCCACACCACCCUGUGUCACACCAGGCAUCUGUGAACAAAGGUGAAAGAGUAGCCUCUGAAGAUACGCUGACUGCCGACAGUGCAGUAAGUGGCCAGAUUCCUCAUCGGAUGGCCCCUGGACACCAGGGAACCCCUCUUCCCAGCACUCUGUCUUGUGGCUCUGCUCCUGAGAUGCAGAACGUGCCCAGCGCAGUUCCUACACUCUUGACUCAACAUUCUUUUACCGCAGCUCCCUUUGCCCAGCAGUAUUUGGGAACACUACCUUCAGCUGGAAAUGUUGCUUUGCCCCAGUGCCGCGCUGGCAGUGCCACUGUCUGUGGGUUCUUGGGAAGCUGUCCGUAUCCACCUGUCACAGGAGAGCAUGUUCAGAAUUCUGUGGCCAUGGGAAUUUGUCUAGGACAAAAUAUUGGCUCUGGGUUGAUGGGUCCCUCUUCCCUUUAUAACCCAUAUCCUAAUGCCUUAAAUCAGAAUCUUCUAAGUACCGCAAAACCUUUUCCUGUGCAGUCUGUUGGUACAAAUUGUGGAAUUGAACCGUGGGAUUCAGGAAUGCUGUCAGGAUUUGGGAAGGUCAGAGUACCUGAGGAAUUGAAGUUUCCUCAUGCUUGCUGUGUUGGCAUUGCUUCGCAGACCUUCUUGAGUGUACUUAACCCGACUGACCGCUGGCUGCAGGUCAGCAUUGGGGUUCUCACCGUUAGUGUUAAUGGUGAAAAGGUGGAUCUUUCAGCGUAUCCUUGUUUAGUCUUCAAGAAUAAAGUCAUCAUAAGACCUCAUGCCACGGAAGAGAUAAAAGUACUUUUCAUACCAUCCGAUCCUGGGAUUUUCAGAUGUAUAUUCAGUGUUGCUUCUUGGCCGUUUUCAGCAGAUGCUGAGACCAUAGCACAGGCAGACGCCUUGGCAAGUCGAGUCAUUCUCACGGCUGUUGCCGAGACCCCUGUGAUCGAGGUAGAAACAGAAAAGAAAGAUGUUCUUGAUUUUGGCGACUUGACUUAUGGUGGCUGGAAGGCUCUGCCAUUAAAAUUGAUAAACAAGACUCAUGCCACUGUGCCCAUCAGACUUGUUAUUAAUGCUAAUGCCAUAGCCUGGCGCUGCUUCACGUUUUCCAAGGCACCCAUCCAUGCUUCUUUGAAAGCUGCUCCAUAUGCCGACGUGAUUGCUCAGCUGGCAGCUCCUUCUGUGGUCAACCACAUGAUGCCUGCCGCUUAUGACGGACAGGAUCCAGAAUUUCUGAUAAUUUGGGUUCUUUUCCAUAGUCCAAAGAAACGGAUCACUUCUUCAGAGAUUUUAGACUCAGCAGAAGAGUUCUUGGCAAGAGUCGAUAUAGAAGUUGACAGCCCAAACCCUACUCCAGUCAUUAAAAGUAUUGGUCUUCAAGCAAGAACAGGAAUAGCUAGGAUACAUGCUCCAAAAGACUUACAGACUAUGCACUUGUUUGCCAGUGUGGCUUCCUCAACAAAGCAGCACUUACCUUUGAAAAAUGCGGGGAAUAUUGAUGUUUACUUAGACAUCAAGAUCCCAGAUCAAGGAAGUCACUUUUCAGUGGAUCCAGAGAAUCUAUUCCUUAAACCUGGAGAAGAACACGAAGUUAUAGUUACCUUUACUCCAAAGGACCCCAAAGCCUGUGAGGAAAGGAUCCUGAAAAUAUUCGUGCAGCCAUUUGGACCUCAGUAUGAAGUGGUGUUAAAAGGUGAAGUAGUUUCUUCGGGAGAUAAACCUCUGGCACCUGGCUCUUGCUGCUCAGAUGUUCCAGCGAUUUUGUCCAACAAGCAAUUUCUGGCCUGGGGGGGUGUUCCUCUCGGUAGAACUCAGCUUCAGAAGCUAGCUUUACGCAAUAAUUGUACAUCUACAACCCAACAUCUGCGACUGCUCAUCAGAGGACAAGACCAGGACUGCUUUCAGCUUCAGCACACUUUUGGUUCAGAAGAACGACUAACCAGUAACUGUGAGAUCAGAAUGCGUCCAAAAGAAGACAUUCACAUCUCUGUGUUAUUUGCACCUACUCGAUUAUCUUGUAUGUUGGCUAAACUAGAAAUUAAACAACUGGGAAUUCGAUCACAACCAGGCAUUAAGUUCACGAUACCUUUGUCUGGAUAUGGAGGAACAAGUAAUCUUAUUUUGGAAGAUGUUAAAAAGUUAUCUGACAGUUACAUGGUAACAGUGAAUGACUUAAUACCUGGCAAAGAAAGUAAAAUUGUUUUUUCUGUUCAUAACACUGGCUCUCGGGCAGCUUUUGUUAAAGCAGUAGGUUUUAAGGAUUCUCAGAAAAAAGUUUUGCUGGAUCCUAAAGUUUUAAGGAUUUUUCCAGAUAAAUUUGUGCUCAAAGAAAAAUCACGAGAAGAUGUUACUAUAAUAUAUAACCCAUCAGUCAGGGAGAGCAAUUAUACAACCACAACAGAACUGUCAACUAUAUACUUCUUUGGUGGCGAUGAAAUUUCAAGACAGCAGUAUCGAAGAGCCCUAUCUCAUAAACCAGGGAUUAUAGAACAAGUACUUCCAGAACAUAGUGUGCUGCAGCACGUUGAUUUUGCGGAAAAAUUUCAGGAUGAGUUACUAGUAACUGAAGUAUAUGAUCUUCCCCAACGGCCUAAUGAUAUUCAGCUCUUUUAUGGAAACAUGCGUAAAAUUAUACUUUCAGUAAUUGGAGAAUUCAGAGAUUCCAGGUCUAGCAGUGAAUUCCUUCAGUCUUCUUCCAAAGCUGACUCAGAAUCUAAAAGUGAAUCUGACGGUCCUGGGAAACAUGGUGGCAAUGUUUCUUUGGAUGUUUUACCAGUUAAGGGUCCUCAAGGUUCUCCACUUCUUUCACAAGCUGUUUGCCCACUCCAAGAUAAAUCAUCCUCUAAGGAAAUGUGGACUGUCCAGCCUGAACACUUGAUUUUGAUGGCCCCCUCUUGUGAUCUGGCAAAAACUGCAUGUUUCCAGAUUUUAAAUAAUUCUGUUAGGUUACUGAAAUUUGAGUUGUAUUGGCCGGCACAUUGCCUUACUGUAACACCACAACAUGGAUUUAUCCCACCAGAGAGUAAGCUACAAAUUCUUGUGAGUCCUAAUUCCUCCUUAUCUACAAAACAUUCAAUGUUCCCAUGGAGUGGUUUAAUCUAUGUACAUUCUGACAAUGGACAGAAGAAAAUUGUGAAAGUUCAAAUUCGAGAAGACUUAACCCAGAAAGAACUCCUUGCUCACUUGGCCACCAGCACAUUUGGAAUCCUUUCUCCAGGAGCUGAGCCUGCAGUUAGUCAUCUGGUGAAACCAGUGACAAAACCACGUUCCACAGAAGUUGAGAUAAGAAAUAAGACUAUUACUUUUCCUGCAACAGAACCUGGUGAAACCUCAGAAAAUUUUCUGGAAUUUGAAAAUCAUGGUAACACAGAAGUGAAGUGGCAUCUGUCAUCCUUAGCUCCACCUUACGUCAAGGGAGUUGAUGACAGUGGAGAUGUUUUUAGAGCUACCUAUGCAGCAUUCAUAUGUUCUCCUAUUUCUGGUAUAUUGGAAAGCCGUGGAAUUCGGAAGGUCUCCAUCACUUUUUUGCCCAGAGAUAGAGGGGAUUAUGCUCAGUUUUGGGAUGUUGAGUGUCACCCCCUUAAAGAGCCUCACAUGAAACAUACCCUGAGAUUUCAACUCUCUGGACAAAGUGUCAAAGCAGAAAAUGAGCCUGAAAGUUCAAAAAUUUCCACAAACUCCCUCAUUAAACUAGAUAAUUUAGUUAAGUCCCGAAGACAAGCUGUGUCAGAGGCUUCUGCUCUCAUACCCGGACAGCUUGACUUGAUGCAUCGUGGAGUUUAUGCCCCAGAAGAUGUGUAUCAGUUUCUGCCUACUAGGGUUGGGGAGUCAAGGACGUUGAAAGUCAAUUUGCGAAAUAAUUCUUUCAUUAUGCAUUCCCUCAAGUUUUUAAGUCCCAGAGAGCCUUUCUACGUCAAACAUUCAAAAUAUUCUUUGAGAGCCCAGCAUUACAUCAACAUGCCUGUGCAGUUCAGACCAAAGGCAGUGGGCAAAUUUGAAGCUUUGCUUGUUAUCCAAACAGAUGAAGGCAAGAGUGUUGCUAUUCGGCUAAUGGGUGAAGCUCUUGAAAAAGUUAUCUAGAUACCUUUUGUGUAAAGUAAAUUACAUAAGUUAUAUUUUGGUAACUUUGUUUUUUUACACUACGAUAUUCUUUUGUAUAUAUUUUGUAAGAUUGACUUGAUAUGUCUAACUAGAUUUUGGUUUGUUUGUCUUGAGAAGCUAAUACUGAAGACCCAACUAAAAUAUCAUGUAUGUAGCCUACAGUAUUGUACUUAACUUUUUUAUGGAGGAGAAGAGAAUUCUAUUUUUGCAUUGAUUAUGAUACUCUGAACAAAUACGGUGUAUAUUUUAAUGUGGUAUACCCAGAAAUAAAUGUAAUUUC
Enhydra lutris kenyoni (northern sea otter) is the source of this 7953-nucleotide messenger RNA. RefSeq names its product centrosomal protein 192. Gene Ontology annotation, molecular function: protein kinase binding. Bases 18 to 7652 code for a protein of 2544 amino acids. Gene Ontology annotation, cellular component: centriole; pericentriolar material; cytoplasm. Gene Ontology annotation, biological process: mitotic spindle assembly; centrosome-templated microtubule nucleation; protein localization to centrosome. The transcript has 44 exons. NCBI's taxonomy places the organism in Eukaryota, Metazoa, Chordata, Mammalia, Carnivora, Mustelidae. The record is from RefSeq and is a predicted model, not a curated record.